ACUUAUCGAUGUUGUAUAUCGAUAGCCAUCCCUACAACUGACUCAGAUCGACUUGGUGGCUGACUUUUUCUACGAAAAUUUUGUUAAUACUACUACGUUAAUAAUUGAAUUUAGUGCUAAGCGAAACCAGAUUAAAAAGUGCGUGCAUCGAUAUAUAUAUGAAAAAAAUACAAAGUGCAACGUGUACAAUAGAAGCCGCAUAAGUAACACGCCCCAAUAGCAAAACAAUAGGUGGGCGAAAGAGAGAGAGAGAGAGUGAACAAGAGAGAGGCGAGGAGAGGUCAGCAAACUCGCAAUUAAGAAAAAGUCGACACGUACAAGAGUUGAAACCGUAGCAGCAGCAGCACAAAACCGAAACAGAAAUAAGUAAACAUGUCAUCCGGCGAUUUUGGCAAUCCGUUGCGCAAAUUCAAAUUGGUGUUCCUUGGCGAGCAGAGUGUGGGUAAAACGUCGCUGAUUACACGCUUUAUGUAUGACAGCUUUGACAACACCUACCAGGCGACAAUUGGUAUUGAUUUUCUAUCUAAAACGAUGUACCUGGAGGAUCGGACGGUGCGAUUGCAAUUGUGGGAUACAGCCGGUCAAGAGCGAUUCCGUUCGCUAAUACCCUCCUACAUACGCGACUCGACAGUCGCUGUUGUUGUCUAUGAUAUCACGAAUACAAACUCAUUCCAUCAGACCUCCAAAUGGAUCGAUGAUGUUCGUACAGAGCGUGGCAGUGACGUCAUUAUCAUGCUCGUUGGCAACAAAACGGAUCUGUCCGACAAACGUCAGGUGUCCACCGAAGAGGGUGAACGCAAGGCGAAAGAUCUAAAUGUGAUGUUCAUCGAGACCAGCGCCAAGGCCGGUUACAACGUGAAACAAUUAUUUAGACGUGUGGCAGCUGCGCUGCCUGGCAUGGAUUCAACGGAGAAUAAACCUUCGGAAGAUAUGCAAGAGGUUGUGCUUAAGGAUUCGCCCAAUGAGACUAAGGACCCCGAAGGUGGCUGCGCCUGCUAGAACUGGCCAAUUACCCAAACUAAUCCUCGAUCCAAAAACCACAACUACAACCACCAGCCUCCUUUUACCCGCACACUGAACUCCGCUACGACCUCGACAACCUUCGCACUUUGAUACACGCUGGCACAACCAGGUGUGUAGACCAGGUGUGUGUGGGCAACGGGCUUCAGCAACAACAAGAACAAUGAUGAUAAUGAUGAUGAUGAUGAUGAUGCUUAAAAAAGAUUGAAAAAAUAAAAGAAAACCUAAACCAGGCUAAACAUGAGAUGCACACAGAUAAACACACGAUUUUAUGUUUAAGUUUAUUUAUAUAUACAAGAUUAAAAAGGAACAUAACUUAAAGAAAAACGUAUAAAACGAAAAUGAUAGCAAAACAUAAAUAGACUAAAAACUAAUUUAACGCAAUCGGCUAAAUAUGUACGUUAAAUCAAAUUGCAUUGCAAUAUAAGUAAGCGCCUAGUCCUAAUCCAAGCUAAAAUGAUGAGUUAAGCUAUGUUCAGACGUGCCUCGGCCGGGGCCUUAACAAACAUUCAGUAUAUUUUAACUAGUUUAUUGUAAAAUGUAGCCUGAACCUAAAACUAAUGACAGCUACAGUGGUCGCUCCCAAAGUAAAACAUUCAUUUUCUAUACAAAACUCAAAUGCAUGAGUAAAUAAUAUGACAAAAAAAUGUGAAAAUUAUCCAAAUUAAUGAAAUUGAUUUAAACUGGAGUGUAAUAUAAUGUGCUUGCUAACAACUACAGUGAUCGCUCGUUAAUUUGAACAGUUAACGUUUAAAGCUAAUUUUUAUUUGCUAAAAAAUAUUCAGUUAUCAAAAUACGAAUACAAAAUAUUUGAAAACGAAGAAGAGCUAAAACAUCUCGCUUUACUGAUAAGAAAAUAAGGUUUUGUUAAUCUUUAUUGCUCAGCAGUUUGCCGUAGAUUUCAAUGUAUCUAACUUGUACUACAGUAUGAUAUGAUAUAUAUAUUUAUUUUGUAUACCAUAGUAUAUCAUGCAUACUAUAUAUAAAUAUCAUACUAUAGCAUUUCCCUAGCCUAACUGGCACGUGUGAACACAGCUUAACCUACUCUCUCUCAUAACUUGUACUUACACAAAAAAAUUAUAGAGAAAA
Messenger RNA from Drosophila hydei, 2109 nucleotides. RefSeq names its product ras-related protein Rab6 (gene Rab6). The record is from RefSeq and is a predicted model, not a curated record. Gene Ontology annotation, molecular function: GTPase activity; GTP binding. The coding region runs from base 373 to 999 and encodes 208 amino acids. The transcript has a single exon. Lineage: Eukaryota; Metazoa; Arthropoda; Insecta; Diptera; Drosophilidae.